Molecule: messenger RNA, 3555 nt
Organism: Magallana angulata
Lineage: Eukaryota; Metazoa; Mollusca; Bivalvia; Ostreida; Ostreidae
Exons: 10
Coding region: 664-2190 (508 amino acids)
Biological process (GO): homophilic cell-cell adhesion; dendrite self-avoidance; axon guidance
Cellular component (GO): plasma membrane; axon
Molecular function (GO): cell-cell adhesion mediator activity
Source: RefSeq, a predicted model, not a curated record
ACAUUGGUUUGGACCCUUUAACUAGCCAUAAACACUUUUGACAGAAUUCUGUCUUCUGCCAGAUAUUUGAUUUUUUGUUCCUUCCUUCUUUUCAUCCCCAUUCUUGUAGUGGGUCAUUAGAGCAGACAUGAUGAAGAUAUCAUCCAAUUUGGAACCAUUACAUUUCUUGACCACAAUUGUCUCCAGCCUAAUUUGAAGGACAAUUUUUGUGUGGAGUAUUUUUUGGGGGGAGACUGUUGACAGGAAGAAAGAGAUAGAGACAGAGACAGAGACUUAAAGAAAAGGGUGUAGAUUGCUAUCACAAUGGUGAUAAGUUGUUCCUCUGUGUACUGCUGUAAUAUUCUGACAAGGCGAGUUUAAAUGCUAGCGUUAUAUGAGACAACCUGCAUUCAGUUCUAGCAUUUAAACGGAGAUGAUCAGCUUUUGAUUUUUUGACUUGUUCCGAGACUGCUAGAGUUUCUCCAUUCAUUUAUAUAUACACUUGGUCUAAAUAAUUACCUAUUGGAAGGAAUUAUACUCGUAUUGUGGUGUGCGGUUCUUAAAUAGGGGGCUCUGCAUGGAUUAACAUUCAACUUGAUUUAGCCGUGACUUUCUGAUGCUCACCGGGAUUUAUAUGUGCAAAGAUUUUCUGCUUGAGAGGCAAAUUUUUCUCAGAUAAAGAAGAUGACAUCACCUCCGCAGUACCUGAUCCUCGUUUUGUGUGCAGUGGCUGGCAGAACCCAUCUCCAGGAAACAGGUUGCUCCGGAAAUGGAAAAAUUAUCAAAGAAAACCAACUAUCCACCUGUAAAGGUUCAUGGUCUGGGCAUAUAAGUAAUUCCAGUCACCUAUGCGCCCCGGGAUGGGGUGUAUGUUCACACAAGGAACAGCAUUUACUGAGUUUGAUCCAUUGGAAGCAAGCCACCACCAUCAGAGGAUGUUACGCAAUCAACGCGGCCCAAGAUGGGGGUAGAUGCAGGGAAUGUAGGGAUACUAUGGAUACGGAUGAUCUAGCUGGGAUUGGUAAAGAUUGUCCACACAGAAACGUCGGCCAGACUUCCUGUAUCCGUGGAGGCCGUAUUGACGCAAGCUGCUGUGUAGAUGCUUACUUCCAUACAGCGUGUCAUCAAACUAGUGACAUCACGGGUGUCGUCUGCUGUAAGGUCAAAGGGCAGAAACCACAGAUCUUGGUGCGACCAAGAGAAAAGUUAGUAGAGAGUGAAAGGAAUGUUUUUCUGUUGAGCUGUCAAUCAUCUGGAUCUCCCCCACCCGCUAUUCACUGGUACAGGAAUGGGAGACAGAUAACGGCCACAGGAAAAGGAAGAGUGUCCAUUAUAUCUACAGGAGAUUUACUAUUUACACUACCAAAGAAAUCCGACACAGGUCUAUACAGCUGUGAGGUUGUCAAUGAACACGGAAUGGACAUGGCAAGCACUAAAGUUGUCAUAAAAGGCUCCUAUUCCGGAUGCAGAGAUGGGUCAACGGAAGGUUUCGCCGAUCAUAAGGAUGUACAUGCCUGUAAAGGAAAGUGGGAGGGGCAUGUCAAAAAGGGACGGAGCUUGUGUCAGAGAGGGUGGCGAGUUUGUAGUCCCCGAGACCAGGCAAGCUUGAGAUACAUUUCAUGGAUAGAUAUUUUUGAUCUGCAAGGAUGCUACGCCUAUAAUGCAGAGAACACAAGAGGCAAAUGUAAAAGAUGUACCAAUGGGAAAAUGGCAGGAGUUGGUCGACAAUGUGACAGAAUGAGACACUCCAAGUCUUCAUGCCUUGCUUCGGGGAGAAUGGAUGUAUUCAAAUCAAAAGACAACAGAAAUGGCUGCUCCUACAAAGAGGGGGUCACCACAGGGGUAUUAUGCUGCCGGAAAAAGGGCCACAAACAGGUUGACAAUCAGAAGACAGCUGUUUGUGCAGCUAAAUGUGAGAAUGGAGGGACCUGUAUUAGACCCAAUGUUUGUGGGUGUCUGCCGGGCUACAAAGGGGCCACCUGUCACAUUGCAAUUUGUGAAGGGGGGUGUGGUCCAUUUGCAACAUGCGUCAAACCUGGAAGAUGCAAGUGCAAGAAAGGUUAUGUUGGCAAAAAAUGCCGCAAGAAAGUGAAACACGAAUGUCUCCGAUAUUGUAUGAAAAGUUGUCCCUCAGGAAAUUGUACCUGCCCUAAAUAUGGAAAGUCAUGUGAAAAAGUAUUAUGGACACACAGAAAUAGGUUGAAGUCAUGAAACGAGUAAAAGCAGAAAGAAGAGGGAAUUGUUGGUAUCUUUUAACCAUUCCUGUCAGAUGGAUUUGAGUGUGAAGACAUUCCAAGUGAAACACAGUCACUCAAUGUAUAACUUGGGCUAAGCACAGUACUAAGACAAAUAAAAACGCCAGUAGUCAAGAUUGGUUUAAAAAAGGACACUGCAAAAUGUGAUAUGAUACUUUUUUUCUCUAAUUGAGGGAUACCUUUCUAUAGAACUUUCACCAUCAUUGAGCUAUCUGUAACUGUCUCUAUAAAAACAGCAAAUUUAUCUAUAUUAUAUCCCCUUUAUUUAAAUAUGAAACUGAAAUGCAACAAAACAAUCAUAUACAUGUAUCAGAUUUCAGCUUAAAUCUCUUUGAUUUGUAUCGUCUACAUUUUUUUUUAUCCCACUCAUUUAUAAUAGCAGUUUUUUUCAUUGACAGUAAUGUAUUUCUCAUUAAAAACCCAAAUCAAGCAUAAUAUUCAUAUUCAUAUUUAUCAAAACACAACAGUUCACUUAGAGGCAAUCUUGAAAUAUGUAUCUACCUCAUCCAUGUAUAAAACAUCUUGUGUUUGUUUUUGAUAUUAAUGCAUAAUGUCUCCCAUACAUUUUGUUGUAUCUUAUUGAUAUAAUUUUGUCAGAAAUUCCAACUGUUGAUAUUUACUUGUUUUUUAGGUAAAGUAGAUUUAUGAGAUAGUUAGCUAAAUAUUUUUGUAAAAAGUUGAUUUUUUAAAGCAUUUACCAUAAUAUUGAAGUUCUUAUUGGCUUUACAAUACAAAAUACUGACAUAUGCAUUCUACAAAAAAAACUAUGGAAAAUAAAAAAUUUAUUGGCUUAUUGAAAUUUUUUACCAAUAUCUAUUCCAUUUAAAUAUCAAUUUAUACCAAAAAAUGAAGUCCUGUUUACAACUUAAUCAAGUUUAAAACACAUGAAGAAAAAAUAUUAUCUUUAGAGAAUGUAAAGUAAUUAACAGUGAACACACUAUGUGAAUGUUAGUAUUUUCAGUACUUUGAUUUUAAGAAUCAAAUAUUGCCAUGGUAUCAUUGUAUAUUCAUAAUUACUAUCAACCUAUAUACUGCCUUUAGAUUUGGUCAUGUUUCAUAAUUCAGCAUAAUAUUGGAAGCAGAAUAAGAGCCAGUAUAAAUCAUAGCAUUGUGAAGUUGUCAAGUUGUUGUAUCAUUUUUUGUUGUUGUUAAAGUUGUUGUUUGUUUGAAUUUCUUGGUAUUCUUGUUGUGAUAUAUAAUUGUCAUAGAAAUUGAUUUGAAUAAUAAUGAAUAUUCAUCAGUAUUGUACAAUUUUUGUAUUAAAAAAAUUGUACCUUUUGAAAUAAAAAUAGAUGUAAUAUUGUAGAUAUUACAUUUAUAU